AUGGCUUCAGGAGAAGGAGGGGGACUCUUGGGUUCGAAGGAGACGGCUAUCGGGACGGCUACAGGAGUUGUGUCGGUCUUAGGGCCGUUACUGUGGAAUCUCGUGUAUGACGGGGUGCUGGAUGCGCUGGACCGGGAGAAGGAUACCGAAGCAGUAGCGUUCGCCGACGGUCUGGCGGUUCUACUCAAGGUCAGAGGGUCCCACGGCAUCAAUGAGAAGAUAAAGGCGGUCAUAGCCUUGGCCACCAGGUGGUGCCGCGAGGCUGGAUUGCACCUGGCCAGGGAGAAGACGGAGGGGACUCCUCCCCACCUCGUAGCAGUUUGUGAUAAAGCGGAACGGUUCUUGGACGCCAUACGGAGCAUACUCCCAAACGUCGGCGGGCCCAAGGAUUUAGUCAGGAGACUGUAUUGUGGCGUCUGGGAGUCCGUGGUUCUAUAUGGCGUACCAAUAUGGGCCUCCUCCCUGGGAAAAGAAACAAAUAGGACGAUCAUGAGAAGGGCGCAAAGGGCGGCGUUGAUCCGUACGUCGACCGCUUACCGGACGUUGUCACAUGGAGCUCUGUGUAUGCUUACCGGUAGCAUGCCGAUUUACAUCAAGGUAUGGUUGCGGUGGAAGCAGUAUGGAGUGAAGAGGCAGAUCAACGAGAGACCUGAAGAAAUGGCACAUGUUGGGCAAGAAGAAAUGAAGGAUUUAGAGACGGAGGCAGAGGACAGGUGGAGAUUGGAGUGGGCGUUCCACAACCCCUACAAUUGGACUAGGAGACUGCUAGAAGAUCCGCUGAUCUACAGAAGAAAGGGGAAGCUCAACUAUUAUAUGAUGCAGAUCCUUACGGGACACGGUAUCUUUAACUGGUACCGUCAUGGGGUCGGUAAAGAAUCGCACAGCAGUUGUUGGGAUUGUGGUGCGGUGCUGGAUGACGCCGAGCAUGUGCUCUUUUGGUGCCCUAGAUGGACGGUGGAGAGAACGGAGUUGGAGGUCGAGAUCGGUGAAGAUUUGAUAUUGGAGAAUCGGGUCGUUGAGAAGAUGGCCGCGGAGGAACGGUUGUGGAAUAGGUUUUAUGAAUUCUGCACAAAGGCGAUGAAAUGUCGGCUUUCUAUAGAAAGGGGGAUGGAGGUCACAAGAAGAAGGGAAGGAAGGAGGAGAAGAAGGACCAGAGUCGAGGAGAGAAGAUAG
This is a messenger RNA of Bombus huntii, 1173 nucleotides long. RefSeq lists its product as uncharacterized. NCBI's taxonomy places the organism in Eukaryota, Metazoa, Arthropoda, Insecta, Hymenoptera, Apidae. The record is from RefSeq and is a predicted model, not a curated record. Bases 1 to 1173 code for a protein of 390 amino acids. The transcript is spliced from 3 exons.